Verruconis gallopava is the source of this 2851-nucleotide messenger RNA. RefSeq lists its product as uncharacterized. The transcript is spliced from 4 exons. The record is from RefSeq and is a predicted model, not a curated record. Gene Ontology annotation, molecular function: zinc ion binding; DNA-binding transcription factor activity, RNA polymerase II-specific. NCBI's taxonomy places the organism in Eukaryota, Fungi, Ascomycota, Dothideomycetes, Venturiales, Sympoventuriaceae. Gene Ontology annotation, biological process: regulation of DNA-templated transcription. The coding region runs from base 343 to 1683 and encodes 446 amino acids.
CUCCCACCGUACAGCACGCGUGCUCGCUCCCCGUCCCUCUCUGCUGUCAGCCGUCUGUCUUCGUCUCCACGUCCCAUCCCGCUAGCCUGCUCUCCCGAGGACCGCUCUCCCUAUUGGUAUCCAUGGCUGGAGCUCAGAGAGCCUAGAAUCCAACCUUUACAGAUGCGACCUCUUUUCCUUCCUCCUUCUCCAUCUUUGCUUCCGUGAACCAUCCCCCUUCCCUUCGUUCGCUUCUUUGCUUGCUGCUUUCUAGACCCACGGCGACCGCGAGUUUGAUAUGUGCUGGCGGGCUUUGGAGGACUUUUUUUCGCCCACCCUCUAACGUUUCUGAUCUCAUUUCCUAUGGCCGUCGUCACAGAGCAGCGAAACAGACCAGAUAGAGUGGCGAAAGAUCCAUUCUUGAGCGCGCGCUCUCGUGAAGACCAUAUUCUCAGGAAGAACAUGUCGUAUCCCAUGCCCUCACAGCCGCCUGGUGCGAACGAUCAAAUCACCAUCGCCUCAAAUGAUGAAGAUCGUUUCGUUGUACCACAUGGUGCCAUUGACCGAGACGGAUUGAAGAAACGGAAAGCGUCAAAGUCAAGGCCGAACGACCUUCGUCGCUCAGCAUCGACCCCCCACCUUGGCAAAACGAGCCAAAGUGACGCUGGAGUGAUGUCGCCUACGAAUGAGAAGAAACGAAACAAACUCGGUUACCACCGGAGUAGUAUUGCUUGCAGUCAUUGUCGACGGCGAAAAAUUCGAUGCCAACUCCCCAUACCAGAGGAUGCGCAGGGAAGGUGCACGAAUUGCAUUCGUCUGAAGAAAGAGUGCAAUUUUUAUCCGGUCGAUCAAGCUCCUUCGGCUGACAGCAGAGCCGCGCAUCCUGUUCGAAAAGACACCGCCUUGUCCGGUGCGCCUUCAGCAUCUUCGCAAUCCUCGCCGCACCUUUCUGGCGUCUCGCUCCCUGGGUCUGUCGCCGACGAAGCGGCUCAUGUGCAGCUUCACUCGCCAAAGGCGGAUGCAGAGUCUCAAUCACAUCAAGAAAGCGCCGGCUACGGGAUCCCUGUGGGCACCGAAGCCAGCGCCCAGAACGUACCGUUUCAAUUCGCAAAGUUUGGGGGAGGAGCGUGGAACGACCCCCAGCAAGGUCUUACUCAGUAUCCGCAGCAGCAUCGUGCCUCCAUUGCGGAUCCCCAGUACUGGUCCGUCAACAGCACGCCAACUACAAGUCAUUACAGCCACGAUUCCGCAAUGUCGUUCAAUCCUACUACGCCAACAGCGUUCGCUACUCCAAAUUUCGCAUACACCAACGCUGGCAAUGUCCCCUUUGUUCCCGCACGAUCCUUGUCGUUUGGUCAGAUAGAAGGGAUGCCCCAGGCUUUUGGAUAUCAGAGUGUUCAGUAUGGACAUCAAGAGACACAUCCGGGGUACGCAAUUGCGUCGCAACAGCAUUUUGCUCAGCCUGGUGCUCCUCAGCAAGCUCAAGGCAAUAUUCCGCAAGCAAAUGGCCCUUCAGAAGCUACACCGAGAGGCUGGACAACUGCACCGUCCGUACAGGCUCCGUUGCCCUCCAAUGCUCCCUAUCAGCCAUCAAAUAUGACCACGUAUUAUCCUUCGCAGCAAGCCAUGGACGUCUACAACGGUCGUACCAAUCCCACUUAUCAUUCGACGCAGUUCUAUCCCGUUGCAACAAAUCCUGGAUGAAAAAUUUGACAGCUUCCCAUUCACGAUCGACAUCCCUUUAGGAAAGAGAAAAGUUUCGUUAUUUAGGAGGGCCUUACCAACGUUUACGUCGGAACGAGUGCCAUAAAACUUUCCACAGAUUUACAAGGGUUGCCGGGCCUCAGAAGCAAUGGCCACAACGCGAAGAAACUGCAGCACAGACGGAACUCUUCCUUGUUUUGGACCGUCUCACAAUUGCGAAUAUGAUGCAUGCAAGGCUGGGCAAAUUACAGAACGCUGAAGAUGCACAGUCCGUCUGGAAUAGGCGUAGCCAUGCGAUUGAAAGACUCUUACCGGGUCUCGUGUCGUAACAAUGCAUGGGGGAUGUUCGAUUUCAGGCCCGUGGCCUGAAGAAACUCUUUUCUCAGAUUUUGCCUCCGGUCCUGACGCAGAUGCAAGACACUUCAAAAUCCAGCAUUUUAGCAACUAUGGCCAGCUAUUUGAUCAGUAUGACGACGACUGCUGUCACACUAGUCCGACCUGCCUAUUUAGCGAAGAAGUUCUGAACUAUCUUCAUCUUGACAGAGUAGCUAUGCAAGCUAAGACACCAACUUUCUGUCUAUCCUGUUUCCCUUCUCACGUAGCCCACGGUCGCUAGGGCCACAUGUGGUCAGCGCUUCAAUUUAGACUUAGCAAUUAUCUCAAGAAAUCUCAAGAAAGCUCAUGUUUUGGUCACAAAAGCAACAAAAUCGCUCACAAUCUCGUCAAAGCAUUGCAUGGCGCAGGAUUCAGGAGACUGAACGCAUGGCGUUCUAGCGUUAGAGGCACAGUCUGCCUGCCAGUAUGGGCAACGUGGAGCCGAGCAACCAUGAUCUGGAUAUUCUGUCGAUCCCACGCUUCCUGUGACGGACUAGCAACGGGUGGUCCGUGAGCAAGGCACAGAGAAUUUAGAGUGGCGUUGUGUGGGUGUUUCAGCCAUCUCAGAAGCCAUCGCGCUGCUUAGAAGGACAGUUGAACGCUGUGGCGCGUUCAUAUAGGGGGUUUCUGUACAUAAACUUCUAACAAAACGUAUGGUUGUGUGGAACCGCCGGUUGAAGCCGGUGACAAGACCGCAGGCUUUAAAAGCAAAACACACUUGCAUCCUCUCAUCGAGGGCGCCCAGCAAGAUGGGGCAGCUUGUGAUCCGGAAGUCUUUGCGAGUUUACCCGUG